AUGAGUGCUGAACAAAAGGUUGAAAAACCUAUUGAAGGUGAAGUAAAGAAAGAGAAAACAGCUAAAGAAUUAGAAAAGGAACGUAAGAAAGCUGAAAAAUUAGCUAAAUUUAAUGCUAAGAAGGCCAAACAAGCAGAAACUGUUAAAGUUGAAAAGAAACCUAAGAAGGAAAAGAAACCAGUUGAAGCUGUUCCUGAAUUCGUUGAUAAAACCGUUCCUGGAGAAAAGAAAAUCUUAGUAUCAUUAGAUGAUCCAGCUUUCAAAGCUUAUAAUCCAAAGAAUGUUGAAAGUUCAUGGUAUGAAUGGUGGGUUAAACAAGGACUUUUCGAACCAGAAUUUACUGAAGAAGGUAAACCAAAACCUGAAGGAAUUUUCACCAUUCCUGCUCCACCUCCAAAUGUUACUGGUGCUUUACAUAUAGGGCAUGCUUUAACUGUUGCUUUACAAGAUGCUUUAAUAAGAUUCUAUAGAAUGAAAGGUAAGACUGUUUUAUACGUUCCAGGGUUCGAUCAUGCUGGUAUUGCUACUCAAGCAGUUGUUGAAAAACAAAUUUGGGCUCAAGAAAAGAAAACUAGACACGAUUUUACCAGAGAAGAUUUCGUUGCUAAAGUUUGGGAAUGGAAAGAAGAAUAUCACAAUAAGAUUAAAAAUCAAUUCAAGAAAUUAGGUGCUUCAUAUGAUUGGAACAGAGAAGCUUUCACUUUAAGUCCAGAAUUAACUGAAGCUGUUGUUGAAGCUUUCGUUACCAUGCAUGAUGAUGGUACUAUUUAUAGAGAUGAUAGAUUAGUCAAUUGGUCAGUUAAAUUGAAUACUGCCAUUUCUAACUUAGAAGUCGAUAAUAAAGAUAUUGCUGGUAGAACCUUAUUAUCAGUACCAAAUUAUGAAUCUAAAAUUGAAUUUGGGGUUUUAACUCAUUUUGCUUAUCAAGUUGAAAAUUCUGAUGAAAAGAUUGUUGUUGCUACUACCAGACCUGAAACUAUCUUUGGUGAUACUGCGGUUGCUGUUCAUCCAAAUGAUGAACGUUAUAAACAUUUACAUGGUAAAUAUGUUAUCCAUCCAUUUGUUGAUAGAAAAAUCCCAAUUAUUACUGAUUCAGAAACUGUUGAAAUGGAGUUUGGUACUGGUGCUGUUAAAAUCACUCCAGCUCAUGAUCAAAAUGAUUAUGCUACCGGUAAAAGAAACAACUUAGAAUUCAUAAAUAUUUACACUGAUGAUGGUUUAUUAAACGAAAAUUGUGGUAAAGAAUGGGAAGGUGUUAAGAGAUUCGAUGCUAGAUAUAAAGUUAUUGAAGCUUUGAAACAAAAAGAUUUAUUUGUUGCUCAAGAAGAUAAUCCAAUGACAAUUCCUGUUUGUUCUAGAUCAGGAGAUAUCAUUGAACCAUUAUUGAAACCUCAAUGGUGGGUUAGUCAAAAACAAAUGGCUGAAGAUGCUAUUAAAGCUGUUAAAUCAGGAGAAUUAAAAGUCACUCCAGCUGUUAGUGAAGCUGAUUAUUUUAGAUGGUUAGAAAAUAUUCAAGAUUGGUGUAUUUCAAGACAAUUAUGGUGGGGUCAUAGAUGUCCAGUUUAUUUCGUUAAUUUUGAAAAUGAAGAUAACGAUAGAAGUGAUAAUAAAUAUUGGAUUGCUGGUAGAACUUAUGAAGAAGCUUUAGAAAAAGCUCAAAAGAAAUUCGGUACUGAAAAAUCUUUUGUUCUUGAACAAGAUGAAGAUGUCUUGGAUACUUGGUUCUCAUCAGGUUUAUGGCCAUUCUCAAUUUUGGGUUGGCCAAAAAAUACUGAAGAUAUGAAAAAUUUCUAUCCAAUGUCAUUAUUAGAAACUGGUUGGGAUAUUUUAUUCUUCUGGGUUACUAGAAUGGUUUUAUUAGGUAUAAAAUUAACUGGUAAAUCACCAUUUUCUGAAGUUUUCUGUCAUUCAUUAGUUAGAGAUUCUCAAGGUAGAAAAAUGUCUAAAUCUUUAGGUAAUGUGGUUGAUCCAAUUGAUGUUAUUAAUGGUAUCCCAUUACAACAAUUACAUGAUAAAUUGAAAGUCGGUAAUUUAGAUCCAAAAGAAAUUAAAAAAGCUGAAGAUGGUCAAAAAUUAUCAUAUCCAAAUGGUAUUCCAGAAUGUGGUACUGAUGCUUUAAGAUUUGCUUUAUGUGCUUAUACUACUGGUGGUAGAGAUAUUAAUUUAGAUAUCUUAAGAGUUGAAGGUUACAGAAAAUUCUGUAACAAGAUGUAUCAAGCCACUAAAUUCGUUUUAGGUAGAUUAGGUGAUGAUUAUCAACCUCCAGCUACUGGUGAUUUAACUGGUAAAGAAUCAUUAGUUGAAAAAUGGAUUUUACAUAAAUUAACCAAAACCAAUGAAAUUGUUAAUAAAAGUUUCGAUGAAAGAAAUUUCUUUGAUGCUACCACUGCUAUUUAUAAUUUCUGGUAUGAUUUAUGUGAUGUUUAUAUUGAAAAUUCCAAAUCUUUGAUUCAAGAUGGUACCGAAGAACAAAAGAAAUCUGCUCAAGAUACCUUGUAUACUUGUAUUGAUGGAGCUUUAAGAUUAAUUCAUCCAUUUAUGCCAUUUAUUUCUGAAGAAAUGUUCCAAAGAUUACCAAGAAGAUCAACUGAAACCGAUAUCAUCUCAAUUUCUAAAGCUCCAUAUCCUGUUUAUAACAAACAAUUUGAUGAUGUUAAAUCAUUAGAAGCUUAUGAAUUAGUUAUUGAAAUUACUAAAGGUGCUAGAUCUGUUUUAUCACAAUAUAAUAUCAUCAAGAAUGGUCAAAUCUUUAUUGAAGCUAAUACUGAAGAAUUCUAUCAAAUUGCUGAAUCACAAAAAUUAUCAAUUGCUUCAUUAAUUAAAGGUGUUGAAUCAGUUACCGCUGUUAAUAAUGUUAAAGACAUUCCUUCAGGUUGUGCUUUACAAUCAAUUAAUCCUGAUUGUUCAGUUCAUGUUUUAGUUAAAGGACAAAUUGAUAUUGAUGCUGAAAUUACUAAGGUUAAUAAGAAAUUAUCCUCAGCUAAAGAAUUCACUAAAAAGACUGAUGAAUCAAUUAGUAAAUUCACUGAAAAGACCAAACCUGAAGCAAAAGAAGCUGCUUAUAAAAGAAAAGAAAACUUAGUUGCUGAAAUUGAAGGAUAUGAACAAACCAUUGCCAUUUUAGAAAAAUUAAAAUUGUAG
This is a messenger RNA of Yamadazyma jaroonii, 3141 nucleotides long. The record is from the annotation of a GenBank genome assembly. NCBI's taxonomy places the organism in Eukaryota, Fungi, Ascomycota, Pichiomycetes, Serinales, Debaryomycetaceae.